Molecule: messenger RNA, 1113 nt
Organism: Diversispora eburnea
Lineage: Eukaryota; Fungi; Glomeromycota; Glomeromycetes; Diversisporales; Diversisporaceae
Source: the annotation of a GenBank genome assembly
AUGUUUAAACGAAAGAAGGAAAAAAAACCUGUUUGGAACCUUCCUAGGAACCUUACUGAACUCGGAUAUUUAAUCAAUGAAGAGGGACAGCUAAGAACAAUAAAAGAUAAUGAACCGUACGUUUUCGAUUUAAAAGAAAAAGCUUAUAAUGAAGCUUUGUAUGAUGUUAUUAUUGAUCUUUUGGGCGAGUGGGUUGAAGAAAAACUUGUCAGCGAUGUUGGAAUGCUACGAAUUUUGUUACCAUUAGGUGCGACUGAGACGGAUAUUCACACAAAAAUUUAUGCGACUCCGGAUUAUCAAAAAAAUGAAAAAAUGAUGGUUUUUAUUCCUGGAACGGCUCAUACAGUUGGUAUUUGGUCACGAAGAGUUCUCACAGAUACUUCAAUUGUGGAUGGUUCAAUGAUUACUUACGCCAAACGAGCAAUUUCAAUGGGAUAUUCUGUUGUUAUUUGUAAUCCCAAUGAAGUAUUUUGGUAUAAAGGAAAGGGUGUGCUUAUUCUUCCCAGGGCCAAUGUGUCCUUUGAUGCGAUUCCAGGAAGUGAGUCACCUGAAGAGCAUACAGCUUAUGUAUUCGAACAUAUUAUUAUACCAUCCCCUGCGAAAAAAAUAUUUACUAUCGCCAAUAGUUAUGGAGGUCAUUGUGCCAUUAAUUCAAUUCAGACUUUUUUUGAUGAACUAAAAGAUAGGGUAAAAGCUAUUGAAUUCACGGCUUCUACACAUUCAAUUGAUUUCGUUAAGACCGAUAAACUAAAAGUCUGGAUUCAUGAGCAUUGUCGCAAUUGGAUAAUGUCUGAUUUACCUGUCGGGAAAGAAGUUCUUGACACAAGAUUUGGUUGUGUCUCUUUAUCUUCAGGAGCCGAACUUAAUGAAUAUGUAGUUGCCGCCGCGAUCGAUCAAGUAUUUGAUUUUAUCGAUAGGAAAUCCAAGUUACCUGACAAUUGGCAUGAAAGUAUGAUGGCAGAAGAAAUAGAAGAGGAUACUCCUGAACAGUUAGAUCUGGAAGCUCAAAGAUUAUUUGCAGAUAAUUCCUUAGUUAACGAUGUACAAGAUAAGAUUCAGUUUGAUGGUUAUCCUGUAUUGGAAGAAGUUGAAAAUUCAGCCUGGGUUCAAUAA